AUGGCGUCUUCACAGGACGCUUGGUAUCUGUCGUUGUUAGGACUAGCAGAAAACUUUCGGACUUCGAGUCCGCCGAAUAUUAAGUCGUGCAUACAAUGUUUGCAAGCGGUUUUCAAUUUUAAACCGCCUCCGAGAGUGGAAGCUCGUACUCAUCUUCAACUUGGUAACAUCCUCCUUACGCAUACCAAAAACAUCGAUUUGGCGCGGUCUCAUUUAGAACAAGCGUGGCGAUUGAGUCAAAAUAUAAACACUUUUGAUGAUGUUAAGUUUGAAGCAGCAAGUGUGGUUGCAGAAUUGUAUGAACAACAACAACAACCAAAUCUUAGUAAACCAAUACUACGGAAGGCUAUAGAACUUUCACAGCACAAUGUAUAUUGGCAUUGCAGACUUAUUUUCCAACUUGCACAAAUACAUGCAUCAGAAAAAGAUUUUGUUGCAGCUAGUAGUUUGCUUGCAGUAGGUGUUGAUUACUCUCAUAUCAGCAAUGCAAGUUAUACAAGAGUUCUGUUCUUAUUGAGCCGAUGUAUGCUUUUAUUAAUAGAUAAAAAGUUUACUGAAGUUCACCCUCUUUUAAAUUCAGCUGGGCAUCAUGUUGAAAAUUGGCAGGGUAGUCCACACCAAAAAGAAUAUUUAAAAGUAUAUUUUUUGGUACUUCAAGUCUGUCAUUAUUUAAUGGCAGGACAGGUUAAAAGUGUGAAGCCUUGUUUAAAACAGUUACAACAGAGUAUACAAACUAUCAUGUCUCCUAGUUGGCCAGCAGAUGAAGUAGUCACAGGUUCAAAUAUUGGGGAUAUGUUUAUAUGGAUGCCAAAGGACCACUUGUAUGUUUUGGUUUAUUUAGUAACAGUUAUGCAUUCAAUGCAAGCAGGUUAUAUGGACAAAGCUCAAAAGUAUACAGAUAAAGCAUUGACUCAAAUUGAAAAACUCAAAAUUGUUGACAACAAGCCCAUACUUUCAGUUUUUCAACUGAUGCUAUUAGAGCAUAUAGUAAUGUGUCGACUUGUAAUGGGAAAUAAAAGUGUAGCACUAGCAGAAAUUUCACAAGCCUGCCAACUUUGUAGGAGGCAACCAAGGUUACUUCAAGGUCAUAGACCACAACUGCAUGCUUUAUUGGGACUAUAUGCAAUGUCGAUGAACUGCAUGGAAGCCGCAGAAGCACAAUUUACUGCUGCUUUAAGGACAUCGCAAGAAAGGGAACUCUGGACUUUCGCGAACUUAAAUUUGGCAAUAGUAUAUCUUAGGACGAAAAGGGAAGCCGAAUUAGGUGCUUUGUUAGAACGAAUAAAUCCCGAAUCCCUACCAUCUCAUUCACACUCUUUGAGGGCGGCAGCGUAUUAUGUUCAGGGACUUCAAGCGUUCUUUGGAGCGAGAUACAACGAAGCAAAGAGAUACCUUCGGGAAACAUUAAAAAUGGCCAAUUCCGAAGAUUUAAACAGACUUACUUCGUGUAGUCUUGUACUUCUGGGACACAUAUUUCUUUCUUUAGGAAAUAGUAGAGAAUCUAUGAACAUGGUCACACCCGCGAUGCAGUUAGCUUCUAAGAUACCUGACGUUCAUGUACAAUUAUGGGCUACUGCUAUACUUAAAGAUUUGUACAGAAUCUGCGGAGAUCCGAAUCGUGAAAGUGAAGCGUAUCAAAUGCAUUGCACAUUUUCGCAAACGCUCUUGAAAGAUCACUUUCAGAGCACACAAAUGGGCGAACAUUCUCUAAUACAAUGGACUGAUGGGCCUGUACCUGCCUUGCCGAGCAAUCCACCACCUUCUACGUCACAAGCCAUUCUUUAAUAAUAUCAAAAUUUCUAUAGUUCAUAUAUUUGAAACGUGUAAAAUAUUUGGCGGAGCACAGAAAUGUGUUAGGUUUGUACAAUUUUGUUAUCGCAUCAUAUAUUGAAUAAUAAAAUCAGAGGUAACUAUAGAAGCAGAACGAGCUCUGCUAAACGAGUGAAAGAAAUUACGGCUGUAUCGCAGAGGAAAAAAAAUCAAUUGCGAGUUAAGUUCAAAGAGC
This is a messenger RNA of Habropoda laboriosa, 2005 nucleotides long. It is a transcript of the gene Mau2, whose product is annotated as MAU2 chromatid cohesion factor homolog. The transcript is spliced from 8 exons. Gene Ontology annotation, molecular function: double-stranded DNA binding; protein binding. Gene Ontology annotation, cellular component: SMC loading complex; chromatin. The coding region runs from base 1 to 1785 and encodes 594 amino acids. Gene Ontology annotation, biological process: mitotic sister chromatid cohesion; maintenance of mitotic sister chromatid cohesion. The record is from RefSeq and is a predicted model, not a curated record. Lineage: Eukaryota; Metazoa; Arthropoda; Insecta; Hymenoptera; Apidae.